Messenger RNA from Amoebophrya sp. A120, 1657 nucleotides. The record is from the annotation of a GenBank genome assembly. Lineage: Eukaryota; Dinophyceae; Syndiniales; Amoebophryaceae.
UGCGAAUUUGCAGGCGGACGCGGCCCCACCGGGCACUGCAUCUUCAACUGGUGCGGCUGCGGGAGUUAACACGUAUGCACUGCAAAUAUGUGUCCUGGGUGUGGGUCGAACUUGUCACUCAAACUCUGGACCAUGUCAUCUACACAAACAUUUGCGUUGCAUCAUGAACGCCAACUGCGAUUCGCUUUUUGCUACUUAUGAAAUGUAAAUAGCGAGGCUCUCAUGCAAGAUAGGCACUAAGAGACGGAGACCUCAAGAAAAGUUGUAUUUCUUUUUCGCGCAUGCAUUGGCAUUCUACCUCCCUGCUUGGUCCAGGGGGUGCAGGAGCUGCUAUUCCUGGGGAGAACGAGAAGGUCCAAAAGGUGAGUGACAAACUUGCGCCACGUUACAGACCCAGACAUAUUUUUUACAUUUGAUACACCGAAAAAGCCUAUUGGCGGCACUUCAUCGGGAACGAUGAAGCAAUUGCCGGGUCCGGGCUUCGGGGGAUUGCGUACGGGGGGAGCAGUCAAUAACACCAGCUCCCUGUUCACUAAUACAACCAGGAACAAAGGCCCAAUCGGCAUGCGGUCUCAACAAGGAAAUGUUCUACUGAGCGAAGACAGAAGGAACAAGAAGAAGCAGACAUUCUUUGACCCGGGCCACAGAGCAUCGAAACCCUCAUUCUCUACCAACCGCAGCAGCGGCGCUUUGGGUGCACCAUCCGCGCCGGGAAGUAGAGGAAUCCUCUCGACGAAGUUAACCGCGGCCCCCAAUAGUGCGAGAAAAAACAGUAUUCGGGAAAAAAACAUUAACACUAAGACUGGUUUGUUCAGCACGGCGAGUUCAUCUUCGACGAGGCACGUGCCUUCUGCCGGAAAUGCGGGAUACAUUCCCAGAUCGCACCGCGGGUGAGCACUUGGUGGAUCCUGUCAUUGCCGCGUUCGGCGGCGAGAUUGAUGUUUAAGCGACGACAAGAAAAUCGAAAGUUGAUUGAUCUUGAUGGUUACCAGUUUACAAAUUCUAUUUCUCACACAUUGAAAAAAGACUUCCUAAUUCACUCUAUGAUUAAAGCACCUCGAUCACAGUAACGUUUGAACAAAUUUGGCUAUUUCACUUUCACGAUGAUGGUUUCUUAGUCUUACGUCUCGGACAUUCUUGAAUACAAACAUACUCUAUUGAAGUCACCGGCACGGGUUCGGUUCGGGUUCGCUACCACUAGAUCCCGAUUUAGAAUGGGCGUCCCGCGUUUUCUGUCCAUAAUCGAAAUACACAUCUAGGCGAUUCUCUUUGCAUUACUUACAAAUAAGUGCGUAGAAGUCGUACCGAUUCAUCACUUCGCUACUGUUCAAAAAUUCAAACUUCCAUUUAUUGGUGUCGGGUUUUUCUUUUGCAUUGGGUUUCUUCUGUACGUGGACGUACGCUGGAGCAAUGUGAUCGUAAACACGACCACCAAAUAAGUUUCGUAUGCUAAAACAAACUGUACAAUACCAAGCCACGACGAAAGAAAGAAGGCUGUUGGAGAAUCAAAUUCGAAAGUAAGUGGUCUGAGCUUCCGGUGGCAUGGCUGCGCGGGGGAUUAUGUAGAUGGAGUAGUUGUACUCAGACCCAGACGCGAACGUGAUUUUGAUGAACUUAGAAAUGUUGACAAGCGCCAAAAACAUUGCUUCACUGUGCC